CGCGGUUGCUAAUAAAUGAAUCGUCAAGCAAUCCUUCUCAAAAAACAAAAAAAGCAAUCCUUCUCAAAGUCAGUGUAUGAGUCAAGCCAUCGUCCGAAAUAGGAAUAUCGAACAUACAACUGGAAUCAGAGAGGAACACCAGAAAUGACAGCCUUUAGUUUUGUAUGGAACUGCAGAAUGUGCCUUACAUACACCAGUCACCAUGAGGUUACCGAAGAUCAGUUUUUUUGUCUUCUUGGGCUGCCUGGUGGCUUACCUGAUGUUUGUUAAGCACCACUAUGAUAGUGUAAGGCCAGCAAUCUCUAAAAUACCACCUCACUUCCACCCCAGAUUGGGCUUGUCGGGCAACCCAAACAGACCAACCUCCUCAGAAGUGGUCAGCGGACGUUUCCAGUAUGGCAUUAUUUUUGAUGAUGGGAGCACAGGGACAAGGAUCCAUGUCUUCAAGUUUCAACUAGAGGACAAUGUGUAAAGAAGGGAUCUUGGAGCUGUUGGAGGUGGCCCAGGACGGCAUUCCCUCCUCUGUGUGGAGCAGCACUCCUCUGGUCCUCAAGGCCACUGCAGGCCUUCGCCUCCUGCCUGGGGAGAAGGCCACACACCUGGACAGGGUGAGAGAGGUGUUUCUGGAGUCUCCAUUCCUGUCCAGAGGGGACAGUGUGUCUAUAAUGGAUGGCACUGAUGAAGGGGGUCUCCACGGCUCUGACACACCCACUGUGGGGAUGCUGGAUUUGGGAGGGGGGUCCACUCAGAUCACCUUCUCCCCUCAGGAUGAGAAGACCAUCUGGGCCUCACCCAUCGAUUACAUGACAUCAUUUCAGAUGUUCAACAGCACCCACACACUCUACUCACACAGGAGAGCCCAUUUGAGUCCUGCCUUAGGAAAGUGGAGAAGUUGCUUUUUCAGAAGGUGAAGAAGGCAGAGGAAGCCAAAGAUAUGGAAUUCUAUGCCUUUUCAUACUACUGACAGAGCUGUGGAUCUGGGCGCCAUUGAUGAGAAAACAGGAGGGACUGUAAAAGUCAGCGAUUACAUUGAUGCUGCUAAAAGUGUGAAUUCUUGCAAGAAAUCACCAUUUCUCCCAGUGUGCAACGGAAUGACAGUUAUUCCCAGAGAGAAUCCUUUCCUUUGUCUGGAUCUAACCUACAUCUCUCGGAUGCUGCAAGAGCUUGGUUUUCCCAAAGAAAAAGUAUUUAAGCUGGCGAGGAAGAUUGAUGAAGUGGAGACUAG
Molecule: messenger RNA, 1225 nt
Organism: Oncorhynchus gorbuscha (pink salmon)
Lineage: Eukaryota; Metazoa; Chordata; Actinopteri; Salmoniformes; Salmonidae
Product: ectonucleoside triphosphate diphosphohydrolase 5-like
Exons: 10
Coding region: 465-911 (148 amino acids)
Biological process (GO): nucleoside diphosphate catabolic process
Cellular component (GO): Golgi apparatus; membrane
Molecular function (GO): UDP phosphatase activity; GDP phosphatase activity
Source: RefSeq, a predicted model, not a curated record